Messenger RNA from Danaus plexippus (monarch butterfly), 2191 nucleotides. RefSeq lists its product as uncharacterized. The coding region runs from base 83 to 1195 and encodes 370 amino acids. The record is from RefSeq and is a predicted model, not a curated record. The transcript is spliced from 7 exons. NCBI's taxonomy places the organism in Eukaryota, Metazoa, Arthropoda, Insecta, Lepidoptera, Nymphalidae.
UCACUCCCAAAUGUCAAGUAUGUCAACGAGUAAUGUCAUUUGUCAGUGACAGUUAUUCACUUUACUGGAACCGCUAACGAGAAUGUCGGAUUCCACCGGUGAUAAUUCAAAAUCUCGAGUUAUAGUUUUAGGAGGGUGCGGCUUCAUCGGUCGGAAUCUGGUGGAUUAUUUAAUUAGCAAUGACUUAGUUAGUCACUUGCGUGUAGUGGAUAAAACUCCUCCACAAUUGGCCUUCCUGAAUCCUACACACUCGAAAGCCUUCGAGGACCCCCGCGUUGAAUACAAAAGCGCAAACCUCAUAAAUCCAGUAUCAUGCGCCAGUGCCCUCGAACCGUCGGAGCAACCCUGGUCCUUGGUGGUGAACUGCGCGGGCGAGACUCGCUUUGGUCAGACGGAAGCGGUCUACGCCGAGGGCAUCCACAACCUCAGCGUCACAGUGGCUAAGCAAUGUGCUCUCAUGAAACUACGACUCAUUGAAAUAUCCAGCGGAUGCAUGUACAGCAGCGACAAGCCGCAGAAAGAGGACUGUCCCGUGGAACCGUGGACUGUGGAGGGUAGGAUGAAGGCCCGAGUUGAAGAGGAGUUGAAGAACAUGGAUCUAGACUACACCAUCAUAAGACCAGCCAUAGUAUACGGAGUAGGAGAUAGGAGGAGUCUCACGCCUCGUCUUCUAUAUGGUGGUAUAUACAAACACUUGGGAGAGACCAUGAAGCUGCUAUGGACAGCGGACCUCAAGAUGAACACGGUCCACGUGUUAGACGUCUGUCGGGCCGUGUGGACCCUCGCCAGGAGAAACGACGCGAUCAGACAGACAUACAACCUGGUGGAUGACGCCAACAGCACUCAAGGCAAUCUCGCAGAGAUCGUCUCGGAGAUAUUCAAUAUAAACCACGAUUACUACGGAACUGCGAUAUCCACAUUGGCUAAGAACGACAUAGCCUCAGUAGCUGAAGAGGCGAACGACAAACACCUUACCGCGUGGGCGGAUAUCUGCCGGAAGUAUUCGUUGGAGCACAGUCCCCUGGAACCGAGCGCUGGAGCUGAGCUAUUACUGAACAAACAGCUGUGUCUGGACGGAAGCAAACUGAAGGAAAUCAUGACAAUGGACGUGCCCGCGCCCACAGCCUCCGCCCUACUUGAGGUGCUGCAAGAUUAUGCCUCAAUGAAUCUAUUCCCAAAGGAGCUUCUGAUGUGACCGAACCAUAGUAUAUCCGCAUUAUAAAGAGCUCGGUUUGACUGCUUUUGUUUCCAUACAGAAAAAAAACAAUGAAGUUAAUGGCAACAUUGACGCUUAAAUUGUCUCUUUACACGAUUUAUAUAUUAUAUAUUGGUAAACAACAAAAAGUUAACCUAAUCGGUCCAUUAUGACCGUUCAAGAGUUUUAACAUUUAAGAUGUGUAAUGAGAGCUGUUGUCCAGGGUUUAAAAUAUAAGUCAGAUCUCCACCUGUGAUAAAAAUCUUUAGAUCUUAAUAUCCUUAACAAAUUUUUACAGUAGACUAUAACUGAAGACUUGAUCUAACAAAAAAGCUAAUGCUUUUAAAAAAAACAACAAUACCUCUUCAUUCCACAAUAAAAAAACAUUCUCUCAAUAAAUAACCUCUCAUAUAUUUGAGAGGACCUCUAUAAAGUACUUAAUUUUAAUAAGAAUGUAGUACUUAAUUUUAACUUUUGAUAUGAAGUUAUUCGGCCGAAUCAUUUGACGAUUUUUGUACCAUUAAUAAAAAAAAGUCUUUAAAAAAUUUACAUAAGAUCUGUCCUUACAUAAUAUGUAUUACAUAAAAGCAAUUUUCAAUUGAUUUGAAAUUAAGUUUAUUUCUUAAAGAAAUUAAUUUUUAAGUGUAGUACAUACAGUACAAGUCUCAAGAGAACCGAUGUUUAUGAUCAGAUAUGUAUUAUAUAAUGUUUUAAAGAUUUUUAAACAACGAAAUCCGUGUUUGGUUAAAAUAAUGUCAAAAUCAAUAUAUAUUUGGUAAAUUGAUUACAAAAUCAUGAACAGUUCGUUGACUUUAUAUGACUUUAGCAAUGCUCAAUUUUAAAGCUUGUAUUGAUUUGCUUAUAAAAUGCUUAUACAUGUCUAGAAACUAAGUUUCUUAUGUAUCGCUCAGUACCAUUCAAUGCAUUUAUAUUGUGACGGAGCCCGACUGUCCUUGUGUUACGAUAUGCUGAACAUGAAUAAAUUUUAUAAAUCAA